This is a messenger RNA of Exophiala aquamarina CBS 119918, 2022 nucleotides long. RefSeq lists its product as uncharacterized. The transcript is spliced from 2 exons. Gene Ontology annotation, biological process: potassium ion transmembrane transport. Gene Ontology annotation, cellular component: plasma membrane. Gene Ontology annotation, molecular function: potassium ion transmembrane transporter activity. NCBI's taxonomy places the organism in Eukaryota, Fungi, Ascomycota, Eurotiomycetes, Chaetothyriales, Herpotrichiellaceae. The coding region runs from base 1 to 2022 and encodes 673 amino acids. The record is from RefSeq and is a predicted model, not a curated record.
AUGCCCUGCUGCGGUGGCCAGCGAGAACAUUAUGGCGACCUUAGGGCUGAACAAAAAUGGGAAUACAUUAAUCUUGACGACUUCAAGUCCACCUCGUACUGGACACCCUUCGCAUAUGGCUACCUGCUUGUCAUGUUUAUAGUUUCGCUUUCCGUUUACGCUGUCGACUCCUUCACUGCCGUCAAUCUCCUUGCUUUCGAUAAAUGGGCCGGUCAGAUCAAACCAGAAAUCCCCCUAAAUAUCUCCCGAUGGAUCUUUGCCGGAUGUAUCAUCCUCUCCUUCGUGUUGCUCUUUUAUCGAUGGGUGCGCGCAAUCAGGGUCAUGAGGCAGGGCGGAGUUGCCAAAAGCUACUUGGACCCAUUGGCAGUUCGAGUCCAGUGCAUCCGCUGGGGAAAGGCAAGAGGGUGGAAGCGCUUCCUUGUUUUCGCCGAACUCACCAAAAGUAGGAAAGGGGCCGACUAUGUUGCCUUGUUCACUUAUUUCUCCUUCGAGGCCUGGCUUCGAAUCGUCUUUGCCGAAGGUCCUCGACAAGUCGUCAACGCUAUCACCCUAUACUCAGUCAUGAGAUUGAACCUAAUCCCCGAAGGUGACCAUGCCGCACCAAAGGGCCAGUCUCCCGUUACGCAAUUCUUUGUCAACAUUGGUAUUCUUGCAGGCAAAAACCAUUUACAAGCCGUUAUCCUCUUCGGCAUGCUUUGGACGCUCCUCAUUUGGGUCUUGUCUGUGCUGAGUCUUAUCAUCUCAAUCAUCCUCUACCUUGUUUUCCUCUGGCAUCAUAUUCCUUCAGAUGCUGGUGGCUUAGGGGGUUAUUGCCGGCAAAAGAUUAACCGACGAAUGGACAGAGUUGUCAAAGUCAAAGUGGACAAGGCAUUAAAGAAAGAGAACGAAAUACGAGCUCGAGAGGAGGCGAAGGCUGCAAGAGCAGGCCUGGAUAUCAAGAAACAACCUACGCUCCCCAAUCUUGGAGAUCCGUCCGAGAACGGCCCCUUCGCUGAUCUAUCUCGACAGACCACAAUUUCGACGUUGCCAGAGUAUUCGUCUCGACUCGGGACAGAUUCCACUAACAACUCUACACCCACGCUGCCCACUUUACCCGAUAUAUCUAACCGGCCCCCAAUGCCAGUGAGGACCGCGACACAUGGUUCGGCGGCAUCAUGGUCCAGUUACAGCUCAAACGCACCGUUGAUGAGCGGGGCAGGAGAUAUGGGAUAUGCCCCUGACCGGGCUCGUACUCCUAGCGGAGAUAACAAUGGAUCAUGGCCUGGAAGGCCCGGGCCGCCGAAUCGAAGUUUCACUGGUCUAUCACAGCCUCCUCAGCGAUCUUUCAGUCCGGCUCUACCACGACCAGGCACAGCUCAAUCGGACCGGAAUGGGCCAUCUUAUGCCCUGGAUCCUUUACCACGCCCGGGUACAAGCUUGUCAAACAGCUCGCGCAGACAUCCAUCCGACUCAAAUAGUGCGCUUCCAUAUCCAGAUGAUCGAAGCACAACACCGUCAAGUCAGCCUCCUUCUUGGUCUGGACCGAUCUCGGACAACCUGUACGACAACAAUGGUCGUCGAACACCGGCUGCGGCCAUGGGUCCAUCCUUUGCAGGAAUUCCUGAAGAAGGCGGCAGAAUGUCUCCCUUACCAGGAUCUCGGUACCAAAGCCAAACCCCAGUCCGCGGAUACCCCGAGAGAUCUUUUACACCUAAUGGUAGUAGUCUGCCGAGGAGCAUGACGCCUAAUGGUAAUGUUCUGCCCAGAGGUAUGACGCCUACAGGGAAUCCCACUCUCCCCCGUCUACAAACCUCACAGUCACAAGGAGGGUAUAUUCCCUUCUCAGCAGAGCCACGAUCUACCACACCAGCAUCGUCAAUCCCACCGAGUGCUACAGUGCGAAUGGUCGAGCCAAGUAGAAGCUACAGUCCCUUUGAACAGGGCGGAGCUCCUCGGGGCCAUUCACCACCAUAUCCACAAGGGAAUCGUGCACCUCCACAACGACAGGAUAGUGGGGUAGAUGAUAUUUUGAAUCAUUAUUGA